ACUGACUAAGAAGAAGAAGAACCUUCAACCUCAGAAAGGUAAAGAUGGCCACGGUGAUAAGACGGUGUGUCUCGUGCAGCUCCAUUAAAAGGACACUUUUAUGCAUCAACAGGAGAGCGAAUCCAUUUCGCGUAACUACGAUCCGGGCAUUAAGCUCAGAUCUUGGUGAGGAAAGGCCAAAUUUCCCAGGUUCUCGUUCAAAAUGGACAGAAACACUCGAGUUUGUCCAGCCAGACUUGUACGACGGCAUCCCAGUCUAUCGUGUCAUGAACCGCAAAGGGGAAGUCAUUGAUCCAUCCUAUGACCCAAAGCUUGGUGAAGAAAAGUGUGUUAAGAUGUACCAACGCAUGACGCUACUGAACACCAUGGAUCGUAUUAUGUACGAAUCUCAGAGGCAAGGUCGUAUCUCAUUCUACAUGACUAACUAUGGAGAGGAAGGUACGCACAUUGGUUCAGCUGCAGCUUUGGACGAAGAGGAUUUGGUUUAUGGUCAAUAUCGGGAGGCUGGAGUGUUGAUGUGGAGAGGAUUUCCGUUGGAUCGUUUCAUGAAUCAGUGCUAUGGUAAUGAAGGGGAUCAAGGUAAAGGUCGACAAAUGCCGGUACAUUAUGGUUCUUUAGAGCACAAUUUCGUCACAAUCUCCUCUCCUCUGGCUACGCAGAUGCCACAAGCUGUGGGGACUGCGUAUGCCUUCAAGAGAGCACAAAAUGGAUUAUGCGUCAUUUGUUACUUUGGAGAAGGGACCUCGAGUGAAGGUGAUGCACACGCAGCUUUCAAUUUCUCUGCAACACUGGAAUGCCCCAUAAUAUUUUUCUGCCGAAACAAUGGAUAUGCAAUCUCCACACCUACAAGUGAACAGUACAGAGGAGAUGGAGUUGCCUGCCGUGGCCCUGCGUAUGGAAUCGCUACUAUUCGAGUUGAUGGAAAUGAUGUCUUUGCUGUUUACAAUGCCACGAAAGCUGCACGCCACCUAGUUACAACUGAAAAUCGUCCAGUUCUUAUUGAAGCUAUGACCUACAGGAUUGGCCAUCACAGCACUUCUGAUGACAGUUCAGCAUACCGCUCAGUUGAUGAAGUCAGACACUGGGAUUCUACCCAGCACCCCAUUGCCCGUCUCCGCGCCUAUAUGAUUCAUCAUGGUUGGUGGGAUGAAGGAAAGGAGAAACAGUGGAAGGAUGACUGCAAACGUCAGGUGAUGCAGGCAUUUGCCCGAGCAGAAAGAAGAUUAAAGCCUUCGUGGAAAGCUAUGUUCACUGAUGUCUAUGAUGAGUUGCCAGAUAAUUUGAGAGAGCAGUGUGAAUACAUGGAAUCUCACGUUCAAGAAUACGAAGACCAUUAUCCUGUUAAAAAUUUUGCCAAAGAGGGAUAAGAUUUGUACAACUAGAGUGUUAUAUUUUUUUCCUGAAAGGAACUGUAGGAACUUGUAGACAAAUUGUAGCUUUGUAAAACAUAGCCAUGAAAUUUUGUACAUUCUUAUGGAUACUAUUGUUUAGUUGUUAAUGGUAGUGCAUUAGGACAACUCUUUUGCAGGGAUAAUUAAUAUAGAAUUGAGAAUUUUGGAUGUUGUAUAUCAUUUGGUUUAGUAAUCUCAGUGGGGUUUUUUUUAGUAUGUAGAAAAGGAUACAUUAGUAUUGUAAGGUAUGUGAUGUGUUGGCUAUGAAAUUUUGAAAUAAUGGCAUGAGAGCUCUUCCACUUUAUAAUCCAAAUCAGUUAAUGAAGAUGCUUGCUAAAAAUUUUACUUUUUCCUGGGUAUUUUUAUCCAGAAGAGAUAUGUGAUAUUGAUGUGGAAAGAAAAUUUUGUGUAAAUAUGUUCUAACAUUGUAUUUAUCAACUGUUAUUGAAGAUUCGCUGACUAAAUUAUUAUUAUUAAAGCAGAAAUGUUGGGAGUGCCAUAAUAGGGUUUGGUAGGAUAUUCCAUAGGCAAAGUAACUAGGCAUUAAGAAUUAGUUAUAAAAUCCUUAAUCCUAUUAGAACUUUAUUGAAAAAAAUAACACGUUUUCUUCAUUCCAUGGGAAAAUAAAAGUAAACAUUCAUAUUUCAAUGUAAAGACCGUUAGCGUCGAUCAGUUCCUUCAAACGGCAAGGGAUAGAAUGAUAAACCUUCUGAAGGAUGUCGUUUGUGAUAUCAUUGAGAACCACCUGAAUCUGUCUCUCCAAGUACUCUAGUGUAUGAGAUGAUGUCUUGUACACCACCUUUUUUGUUAACGCCACACAUGUAAAUCACAUGGAGUGAGAUUGGGACUUUUUGGAAGUCAUUCACGAGGUCCGCGUCCCAUCCAACAUAUUGGAAAAUGUUGGUCUAACCAUGCGCGCACAGGAUGAGCAAAAUGGGGUGGUGCACCAUCCUGCAUGAAUAUAUGGUCACCAACGUUAUCUCAGCCAGACACAGUGGGCCACACGUAAUUUUCGAGCAUCUGAAGCUAGCGGUCCACGUUCAUGGUGUCACACAGCAGAUAUGGGUCAACGACUUAAGUUGCCAUCAUUCCACACCACAUAGUGGGGUUUCCAAAGACAAAAAUUCAAUUCUUUAUGAACACUACGUACUCCUUGUGUCUUGUUAGUCCACUUUCAUGAGCUGUUGAACUUGUUGAUUUUUGCUGGCUGUGAUUAAACAUUUCCUAAUCUGUUGCCACAUUCUCUGCGAGCUUUGCAUGACAACUUUUUAUUGUCACCAGUGGAAUUCCACAUGUCAUAGCAUGGUGCUAUCUGAACUCACUCCUGAACAGUUAAACGACCGGCCGUCUGAAAAAUUAGAAAAUAAAAUAAAAAUAAGAAUUAAGACUAUAAGAAAUCCCAUUAAUGUCUUCUGUUUAAAAAUUUUUUUGCCAUGACUUCAGGAAUACUGAAAGUUCUAUAAACAAUUUCUGAUGCCUAGUUACUUUUCAUCCACCUCGUAUACUAAGCAUAGCUUCAACUUUAAAAGUAUGUCAGUAUUCAAGUUAUUCUUUGGCAAAUAUUUUGUUACGCAGCAAUAUCUUAUUUUUUCUUCUUUUUUUCCCACUUUUCUUAACCACACACUGUACCUGUUUUAAUUGUAGUUGGGCGUACUAAUCCGUUAUAUAUGUCCAAAGUAUGAAUACUCAUGUCUUUUUCUGGAAAAUAUGGUUUUCAGAAUUAAAAUUAAUCACUUGCAAGCCAAGUGUGACUUAAUUAAUGUAAUUUGUCAGUCUCACAUGGGACCAUUCAUUAAUAUCUCGUAGACAAGAAAAAGUAAUGAUGUGAGGACUCAUGCUUUAUAUUGGUUAUGUCGGGUAUAGAGAGCUUAUUUUCUUAAAUUUUUUUAUUUUCAAGUAUUUAGUGAAAAAACAUGAUCAGUUGAAUCAAUAUGUGUUUUAAGUACUUGUAUUGUGAUUAUAUUAGGAUUUAAUGUAUGGUUUUGUUGUAGUGAUUCAGGAGUUUGAAGAUGUAUAUUUUUAUGUUAAUUGUGAUUUUUUUGUGAUAUACUGUACAAUAGUUUUCAUAGAUAUUUAUCAUUCAGGGGUAGUAGAUGUGUUAAGUCGAGUGUUGUGCGUAUACUUUUAUUUUCCUAGAUUUCCAUGAAUGUCUUUUGGGGUCAUCAGUAAAAAGUUAUGCAAAA
Macrobrachium nipponense is the source of this 3574-nucleotide messenger RNA. Its product is annotated as 2-oxoisovalerate dehydrogenase subunit alpha, mitochondrial-like. Lineage: Eukaryota; Metazoa; Arthropoda; Malacostraca; Decapoda; Palaemonidae. The coding region runs from base 45 to 1367 and encodes 440 amino acids. Gene Ontology annotation, molecular function: oxidoreductase activity, acting on the aldehyde or oxo group of donors, disulfide as acceptor. Gene Ontology annotation, biological process: branched-chain amino acid catabolic process. The transcript has 9 exons. The record is from RefSeq and is a predicted model, not a curated record.